UAAGACAAAGGCUACGGGUGUGACUGUAGCAGCGCUAUCAGGUCCAGUGUCGACUUCGCCUCCCGCGGCUGCCGCCGCGCCGUCAGCCGCCGUUCUGCGUCGCGCCGUGUUGAUAUUAUUUGAAGUGGCGAACGAAAAGGAUGUAUGUAUACGUACGUCUCGUCUUUCAGUUGACUUUCAUCGUCGUUUUGUAGUGAACGUUUCGCACGGAUAUUGAUAGGAUAUUGCAUUAUCGCUACGUAAUAUAUUUCUGCGAUCGGCAAAACUGAAAAGGACUCAAAAAAAUACGUAAAGCCUUCGGAUUAUUUCCAACGUUGGAUUACAAGUGCCCUAGAGAAUUUUCUGAACAAAAAAUAGCGCUGGGAUAAAGCGUGGCGCAAUGCAGUGUAUGUUUGGAUGCGAAUUCAAACAGUGUUGUGCGAAAUUAAUACAGAGAGACCGCAGUCUAGUGAAUCGUACUAAAAAAUUGUGGUGUGUGCUGUAGCCAUGCUGCCAAUGGUGCAUACAGAGCCUGUGCUUUUCGAUUUCGGCGGUCCCAGCAUCGACGGAGCCGCAACUCCGUCACCCUCGGUGCCGCCCUCGCUCACGCCGCACUCGGAUGUUGACGAUCUUGUAGACAUUUUCUUUGACGUCGAUGUGGCCGUCAACACUUAUCCAAGAGUCGAUUCCAGUGACCUCCAACUGGGAGACACAUGGAGGGGGAUGCAAGGCAAGAUGAGCGUGACAGCGCCGGUUAAGAAGAUAAAGAGAAAGUCAGACAGUAAACCACAGUCGCAAGUAAAUAAGUGUAUUAACGAGAAACGGCGUCGGGAGCUCGAGAACGAGACCAUAAAUCAGUUGGAAGAGCUUCUGGGCACGUGCCUGGCGGAAGUGAAACAGCCGGACAAGAACGGCAUCGUCCGCGAGGCCACCCGCCAGAUCCAGGAGGUGCUGAACCGGCGCCGCGAGUGCCCGGGAGAGUGUCCGCUGCGCGCGCGCCUCGAGCCCGUGCAGGCGGGGGAGGUCAGCUCCACGCAGCCGCAGCCGCCGCCUCCGGGACAACACUAUUCCGAAACCACUACACUUAUUGAGGCUCUAAAACACUACACGAGCAGUCUUGGUUGGGUUUUACUGGAAAUUAAUGCAGAAGGCAAAAUCGUUUGUGUAACCGAGAAUAUUAAAGACUUCAUUCUGCAGGACAGAACCGAGUUAUACAAAAAAUCAAUCUUCUCGCUGUUGCAUGUCAGGGAUCACGCAAAAAUAAAGCCCUUGCUGAAGAACAUACAAAGUUUCGGCUGGUCCGCAGGAGACACUGACAAGUUUCAAGCUAUUCAAGCCCGACUCGCCAUCCAAAAUUCGAAUGGGACAGACGACGCUGAAUACGUGGAGGCAGUGAUCCACGCGGCGCCGGUGCGCGGCUCGCCGGCGGAGCAGGCCGGCUCCGUCAUGUGCGUCAUCCGGCGCUGCGAGGACGCGUCGGCCCUGCUCCCCGCGCCCCUGCCCACCGACGGCCCGCCCAGCCGAGCCGACAUCCACAACGACCAAAUCGUCUUCAGAUUGGACUCCAAUUUGGUUAUUUUAACUUGUGAUUUAAGUGGUGUGGAAGACUUAGUAGGUACACGUUAUUUGGAACUGGUUGAUCAAAGUGACCGCGUUCGCGUCGCCGCGCAUCUAAAGGGAGCCUCGGGGCUGACCGCGCCGCCGUCGAUCAGCGACCCCUUCCGGCUGCGGCUACACGAGCGCCGGCUGCGGGUCAUCGCGCAGACGCGCAUCUUCCGCGCCGACGCCGCCUCCGACGAGCACGACUUCAUCAUGUCCACGCACACCGUGCUCGACGACGACGCGCCGCUCGACGCCGGCCCGGCCACCUCCGGCGCCGGCGGCCCGCUGCUGCCCUCCGCGCCCAACGGCGAGGCCUACCGCCCCGCCGUCGGCUCCCCGGCCGACUUCAUCGCCAUCAACGACUUCGACAACGACCAGUGGUUCUCGGUGCCCAACUUCCCGAUGGGCGACAUGUCCGAGGAGUCGAAGGAGACGAAGGGCAGCCCGUCGCCGGGGCCGCUGACGCCGCUCACGCCGCGCACGCCCGCCACGCCGGACGACGCGCCGCCCGCGCCCGCGCCCGGGCCCGUCGGCCGCGAGGAGCGCCUGCGCUCGCUGCUCACCAAGCCCGUGGCCGAGGCGCAGGAGAACCGCCUGCUCAAGAACCUGCUCAAGCAGGACGAGGAGGACGGCACCUCGAGCGAGACGUCGGCGCCGCACACGCCGCUGACGCCGCACACGCCGCACACCCCGCACACGCCGGCCGCGCUCUCGCCGCACCACUCGCACACGGCGGGCGCGCGCGCGCUGCCGCACCACCCGCACCUGCCGCACGCGCCGCACGCCCCACACGCGCCUCACAUGCUGCAGUCGCAGAUGUCCAUGUCGAGCGCGCAGCUCCACACUCUUCAACCGCCUAUUAAUAAUAAUUCGGAAAUUUUAUCACGGAUAUUACACACAAAUUCGGACGAAGACGCUGAAGAGAACAGGAGAAAUUGCCAAGACGCGAAUCGGUCCUCACAAGUGUCGCAACCCAGUGCGCUUCUGACGCAACUUUUGGCGAACGGGCCGUCGAACAACGGCCGCUCGACAGACCCCGAGCGAGAUUACCUCCACGAGAGGCUUCAAGGGGUCAAACGGAAAUUCGAGGAGAACAAAGGUUGCCCGCCUAGUAAUGUUAAAAGGCCGACGUCUGAGAGUCAACAGGUGAGCUCGAGCGCGGCGUCCGCGCCCCCCACGUGCUCGUCGUCGGCGACGUCGCCGUCGACGUCGAGCGCGGGCAUGAGCCCGCUGUGCGCCAAGAACCAGAUCCUGGUGUCGCUGCUGGCGCGCCAGCAGACCUCGCCCACCACGCCCAUGCCGAUGCCCAACGCGCUGCGCAGCGCCUUCCCCGCGCAGCGCCCGCGCGCGCCGCCGCCGCCCAUGCCACAACGGCACCCGCCCACCAUCAGCAACAUGCUCGCCGCCAACAACCGUCCGAGCAACGUGAACGGCGGCGGCGGCAGCUCAGGGAUGGAGUGCGCGCCCAGCCUGGGCCAGAGCCACCUGCAGCUGGUGCUGCAGGGCGCGCCGCGCGGCUACCCCGCGCCCGCCAACCCGCCCGACCUGCACUACGCCACCACCGCGCCCGCGCACGGCUACAACCAGCCGCAAAGCGGCAGCAGUCGGCAAGGCGAGCGCGGCGACAGCGAGGUGCCGUGCGGCGACAGCAUGCUGUCGGCCAUCCUCGACGAGUUCAUCGAGACCAUGCCCGACGCCGACCGCAACGCGCCCGACGUAAGCGUGCUGCUGGACCUCGAGACCUACCAGCUCAAACCCGACUGCGCGGGUAUGAAAGAUAGCAAAGCUAUGAUCAAUGCAAUAAGACAAAGUCUUAUGCAGUGUGAAACCGUCACCAAGAGCCCAGUGUCGACCAGUUCCGGACCGCCGCCGCCUGUGUACUCCGUACAAAAUUUGGGCGGGGGGAGCAUGAGCGGCAGCAACACGGCCAUGUACAGCAUGAGCGGCGCGGGCGUGGAGUCGGCGCGCCGCGUCGGCGACCAGCAGCAGCAGAAGGCGCGCCUGCUGCAGCAGCAGUUGCAGCAGCAGAUGCUCGUGUCGCGUGAGGCGGCCGAGCAACCGCAGGCGGAUCUCGGCUCGGCGCUCGUGACGGGCGCACCGCCCAAUGUCACGUUACAGCGCACACCUGACUAUCACCGGCUGUAUAUAUCUCCCACUAAUCAAUUGGGAUCAAAUUAUGGUACAAAUAAAAUAACUUCGACGCAACAAAACCCGAUGUUAUCGCAACAAUUAACCGGGUCGCGGUACAGCGCGGCGCUGGCGGCGCACUCGGCGGCGGCGCUGCACACGCCCAUGUCGCAGCAGCCCUACCACCGCGCGCCGCGCCCGCAGACGAUGGGCGGCUACUACGACGAGGGCGUCGGCUACUGCGGCGAGUACGCGCACGCGCGCCGGCCGCCGCACGCGUCGCACGCGCCGCACGGCCCGCACGGCUCGCACCCGCCGCACGGCCCGCACGCGCCCAUGUCGCCGCACACGCCGCACCAGGUGCACCCGCCGCCCCAUGACCAGGUCUUGUCAUGCGCGGGCGGUGGCGGGCUGGGCGGCGUGAGCGGCGCGGGCGCGGCGAGCGCGCACGGCGCGGGCGCGGGCGCGGGCGCGGGCGGCACGUCGGAGUACGUGCGCAACGAGCUGCGCGCCGUGGUGGGCGCGCGCUCGGCGCGCCCCGACCUGCACCCGCACCUCGCGCCUGACCACGACCCGCUCAUGAGCUUCGACAUGUCCACGCAGAGCGGUGGCGGCAGUGUGGUGGCGGGCCGCGCGGCCUCGGCGGCGGGCCCGCAGAGUUGGGAGUCGCCCCAGAGCACCCCGGUAAGGCCGCCGCGGCGACUGCGGCCGGACAAGUAGUCGCUGCACUACUUUUGUAUCGGUUUUCAUUAUUUUUGUAGACUUAUCUGAAUACGUAUUGAGUCUGCCCCGCAGCGUGUGUUGUGUCGAUUCAAUCUGUUGAUACUUAGAUGCUGAAUUAGAGAAAUGUGCCAAACUUCUGAUGUGUUGCGUUUUCUAUGAGAAAUCGCGGUUGAUCGAAAGUGAAUUACAAUCUCGUAUGAAAUUAGCAUAACGCGAUAUUGGUACAUUUCUGAAAUUACUAAAUUACGCUUUUGUGAUGUGUUAUCUAUUCUUAGUAAACCAUGAUCUCUACUUCUGAUAGUGUCAGUCUUUCAAUACUUAAGUAUUUUCCAUAAAAUUAAAACUGUAAUGAGAUGCGCUUAAUUGUUAUGUUGUACAAGAAAAGAAAGCUUAGUGUUGAGUCCGUGGGGCACGAGGCAUGCGCGAGUGUGGUGGGGGUGGAGGGGGCGUGGCGUAGCGCGGAGCGUCCGCAGGUAUACUGUUGUGCGAUAGAAAAUGCUUAUUUGUCUGCUUCUCAAAUGUUCUAUAGCAUAAGAGCUAUUCAGUUUAUUCAAUUCUGUAGUAAAAGUGGUUUGAAAAUGCAUGAUAAUUCUCUGACGUUUUUAACUUCAUUUUUAAUAGAUACUUAAAAUAAUGGUAUUAAUAUUAAAUUGCUAUUAAAAUCAUUAAAAUUAAUAUUGUUGAGUUCGUGUAAGAUACCUAUAUACAUAAGAAAUGAGAACAAUCUUUGUGCAAAAUAAGAAAUAACCAAAGAAUAUAAUCAAAAAAUCUUCCAACAAAAUUGACGGAUUUUGAGAACAUAAUGAAUCUAAUGUUGUAAAACAUAGUAAACCCCAGUUUCAGUAAUUGCGACAGGAUGGUAUGUGGUAAGUCGGUAUGGAGUAGGUAGAGUUUACCUUUUUGGAGAAUGAUACCAGCUUGUAGAAGUAGAAAUAUUUUUGUUUUUAAUUAAAUUGUUCCAUUUCGUCAAUUUUGUUAGAAUUUAUAAUCAUUUGAGCAUCCGUUUAUAGUAAAUUCUGUUAAUCUUACAAUAGUGACUUGUAAAGUCGUCACAAUAUAUUACAAUCGUGACUAUACGAAUACACUACUCUUUUACAUAUUUUAGUAUAAUUAUACAUAUAUUUAUGUGUGUAACAUAAUAACAUAUUUGUCUAUUUAUGCAAAUGACAAUAUUCUAAACCGGCACGAAAAUAAUCAUAGAAUAGCUUAAUUUUAGUAUUAAUAUUUUAAGCGUAUCUUUAGUAUCAUAGUUUUUUGUAUACAGGGUGUAUUUUGAUAGC
This is a messenger RNA of Leguminivora glycinivorella, 5711 nucleotides long. RefSeq lists its product as uncharacterized. Gene Ontology annotation, molecular function: nuclear receptor binding; protein dimerization activity. The transcript has 18 exons. The record is from RefSeq and is a predicted model, not a curated record. Gene Ontology annotation, biological process: positive regulation of transcription by RNA polymerase II; cellular response to hormone stimulus. Lineage: Eukaryota; Metazoa; Arthropoda; Insecta; Lepidoptera; Tortricidae. Gene Ontology annotation, cellular component: nucleus. The coding region runs from base 487 to 4428 and encodes 1313 amino acids.